Onychostruthus taczanowskii (white-rumped snowfinch) is the source of this 2548-nucleotide messenger RNA. Its product is annotated as ninein-like protein. The transcript is spliced from 15 exons. The coding region runs from base 609 to 2099 and encodes 496 amino acids. The record is from RefSeq and is a predicted model, not a curated record. Lineage: Eukaryota; Metazoa; Chordata; Aves; Passeriformes; Passeridae. Gene Ontology annotation, biological process: microtubule anchoring at centrosome. Gene Ontology annotation, cellular component: centrosome.
CCGAUCUGGGCUGAGCCGGGCCGGGCCGGGCCGGUACUGCGGUGCCUGCCUCCCGCGGAUGCAUAGCCCCGUUUUCCACGGUAUGUCAGUGUCUCUUAAGCAGCCAAGGCUCAGCAACUCCAUGGGAUGAGGUUUGUGAGAAGGAUCCUGGUUGAUGGCUUUGAUCUGCAGCUCCAUGAGUGCAUUCAGUUCCAAGGACUGGCAGUGCUUUUUGCUUUUGAAGUGACACCAUGUGAAUGUGCUAAGGGGGAAGUGAAUCUCUGCUUACCUUGACACCCAGGACAGCUCAAUCCAGGAUCUUGAGAAAAAAAAAAAAGAAAAAAGAAUCAUUCUUUUGGCUUCAGACUUUGAGCAUCAGAGGGCAGCGCUCAGGGAAGCAGCAGCCUGUCCUUCUGGCCAAGCUACCUGGGCCCACAUCACUUCUCCAGCCUCAGCAAAGACACUGGACUUGCCAAGCCUCAACUUGUCAUUGCCAGCUGAGCCCUGGAAGAGCUCAGAGGAGAUCCUCAGGGUCCCUGGUUCUGCCUGGAUCGGUGGUGAGGCGGAGCAGCAGCACGGAGCAGCAGGUGAGCCUGGCAGGGCUGCCUGCAGCUUGGGACAACACACUCAUGGUCCCCAGGAGUGGCCUCCAGCAUGCAGCUGGCACCUCCUACAGAUACAAACUGCAGUGCCUCUGGACCCAGGUGAGGCAGAUCGCCAGGGAGAGGGACAAGGCACGGCUCAGUUUGGAGAAGGCAGAGAGACACUGCCUGCAGCUGGGCAGGGAGCUGGAUGAGCAGUACAUCACUCUUGAGCACACCCAGAGCAAGCUCAGGAAUUUUCAGGCAGAAAUAGAGGCAAAAGAGCUGCUUUUGCAGCAAGCAGUGAGUCACCAGGCGAAGCUGGAGGCUGCUGCACAGCUCCUCCAGGGCAAAGAGGCCAACCUGCAAGGGAGACUGAACCAUGUGAUGAAUGAGAACACACAGCUACAAAAUAAGGUCACAGAGAUGGCUGAGAAACUGUCAGCCUCUGAGGAAAUGGUGUUGGAGCUGCAAAAAGAACUCAACCACAUUGUGAAGGAUAAGCUGGAGCAGGGGGAGCCCCACAGCCCAGAGUUCCUGAAGCAGAGCGAGCGCUUUGCCGAGAUUGUCCUGGAGUACGAGCGGCAGUGCCAGAGAGUCAAGGUGCUGUACGAGCAGAACGGAGCGCUGCGAAGGGAGCUGCAAAGGCUGCGCCUCCAGCUGCAGGAGAGCAGGGCUGAGGGAGGGCUGCCAGCAGCAGAAAUGUCACUCCCAGUGGAGCAGCUCCAAGAGCAGCUGCAGGACCUGAAGGUGCAGCUGGAAACCAAGAGUGAUAAGGGCAAGGAGGAGCUCUCUCACCCAGAUGUCAAGAGGCCUCAGCUGGGCUGUGAACCCCCUGAGCACAAGGCUGGUCACAGCGAUGGCCCUGGCACUGCCCAGCUGCAGAGCCAGAGCCUUCUGGAGGCUGAGUGGCUACGAGGGGCAGAGACUGCUGCAGGGCUGGAGCACCACCAGAGGCAUGCAGCAUGCUGGAUGGAGAUGGAGCUGCUCCAACAGCAGCUCCAGGCCUCGCAGGAAAAGCUUUUGGAAGCCAAAGCCAGCCUGAGCCUGACCCAGGCCCAGCACGCUCUGCAGUUGCAGCAGGCCAAGGCCCAGAUAAACAACAUGGUGCCAAAGAAACAGUUUGAGCAGCUGCAAAACACCUUGAGAGAGGAACAGUGCAAGACUCAGCAGCUCAAGGAAAGCCUCCAGCUGCAGGCUGAGCAAACAUGCAGGCAGCUGGUCAGGACCCAGGAGGAACACGAGCAGCUGCUGCAGGCAGCUGUGGAGCAGGCAGAGGGGCUGGAACAGAGUCUGAGGAAUGCUGAAGCUGUGCUGGCAGAGAGGGCAGCUCAGCUCGGAGAUGCCCAGGCCCAACUCUCCAGGAACAAACUAUUGAUUGAAGAGCUCCAUGGAGAAAACAGGAGGUUUGCAAUGGCCCUGCAGGCUGCUGAGCUGAAGCAGAAGAGCAUGGAGGAGAAGAACCAGCUGUUGGAGGAACAAGCCUCAGCUCUGAAGCAGCUUAUUGGAAAAAUCACACCAGCAUCUCUGAAUGGGUGAUGGGACAUCUGCAGUGGCAGCCCCUGGUCCUGGCUGGGGCUGGUCAGGUGCAGAAUGGGAGAUAUGGCACGGUUGGGAAAUCAGCCUUGUCCUCUCUGGUCUUGCCAGGAUUUUCCUGUGCAGAAAAUACCAAAUGGGAAGCCAAGAGUCCUUUGAGGAAACUGGUCUUGUGGAUAGCUGAAUUUUCCAACUGAAAGCAGCAGCCUUGGUGCCUUUCUCAAUGGCAGUGUGCUGUUAUGUCAUGUGUCUCAGGGCAGCCAGCUCACAGGAUUUUCUUUGGCAGUGUUUGGUAGUGGUGCAGGUGCUCCCUCUCUGCAGAAGGUCGAUGUUGGAGCCACAGUUACAGCUCGAAAGCCAGGGCAGAAAGGCUUGCAGGACCCUGUGCUUGGUCACUCCAAGCAGGAAAGAAAGCUGAGUUGUGGCAUUAAAAAGUUUAUAAUGUUACAGCA